GCACCUUCGAAUAGUGCAGGCAUAGCCACUUCUGCUCUAUGGGCUGCACUUUGCAUUCAGCUCAUUGAGGCUUGUUUGACAACAAUACACAACAGACGAAUGACUUCUUUCCACGUACAAAUAACACCUCAUCUGUUGCUGUUACAAUGGAUGCCAGUCCCUUCUUCCAGAUAUCCUCCCAUCUUGUUUGGAUUCUUGUAGACAAGUCAUACAUACAUAAAUAGCAGUACAUAAUUGCUUGACAGUCAUCCCAUGCUACUCCACUCAAUUGACUCUUGGAUUAAAACUUCCUUUUCUAGGCAAUGAUGGUUUCAACCACACUGCUGUCUGUCACGGCUGCCACCACCACAGUGGCUUGGGCCUCUCAGUCAGACAUGUCGGGUUACUUGUGGCUCUUGAUAUUGGGCUUCGUAAUUGCAUUUGUCCUGGCUUUGUCCGUUGGGGCCAACGAUGUGGCCAACUCCUUUGGUACGGCAGUCGGCUCCGGGGUGGUCACCUUGCGACAGGCCUGCGUCCUGGCCACCGUCUUUGAAACGGUGGGCUCGGUCCUGCUGGGUGCCAAGGUCAGCGAGACCAUCCGUAAGGGCAUCAUUGAUGUUCAGAUGUACAACAGCUCUGAACAUGUCCUCAUGGCGGGGUCAAUAAGUGCAAUGUGUGGCUCUGCUGUGUGGCAGUUGGCUGCAUCAUUCCUGAGGCUUCCCAUUUCAGGAACUCACUGCAUUGUGGGAGCCACAAUAGGAUUUUCCAUGGUAGCGAGAGGUCAUCAUGGGGUCAAAUGGAUAGAGCUUCUCCGCAUAGUGGCAUCCUGGUUCCUGUCACCAGUGCUGUCUGGCAUCUUGUCAGGGGUUCUUUUUCACUUUGUCCGCAAACUCAUUCUUAAUAAGGCUGACCCGCUCCCGAAUGGCCUCCGAGCUCUUCCAUUGUUCUACGCCAUCACCGUUGGCAUCAACCUGUUCUCAAUCAUGUUUACAGGCGCACCAAUGCUGGGCUUUGACAGAGUGCCAUGGUGGGGUAUGGUGGGCAUCUCGCUAGGAUGUGGUGUCAUUACGGCAUUGGUGGUUUGGUUUGUUGUCUGCCCACACCUGGAAAGGAAAAUAAAACAAAAAAUAGGUGCUGCUCCCUGUGAGACUCCUCUAAUGGAGAAGAACGCUAAUCACCAUGCUCAAGCAGUGGACAUAUCAAAAGCCCACCAACCUCAUCCUCAGAGCCCUCCAAAAGACAGUCAGAAUAUUGCUUUUAAACUAGGAGGCUCUGAAGAAGCUGACCUUGACAUGGACGCCAAAGACUUGCUUGUUACCAAUGGAGUAGAUAUCAAUGUUGGUCCCACGAUGAUCACAGACCCUCACAGUGGACGACUGCACGCAAUCCAGAAAGACUCGGGUCUUUAUAAAGACGUGCUACACAAGCUACACAUGGCUAAGGUCGGUGACAGUGACACAGAGGAGCGGCCCAUUCGGAGAAACAACAGCUACACCUCCUACACCAUGGCCAUCUACGGCAUCCAGGGAGAAACUAAUAGCAAGGACAAUGAUGACUGGAGGAGAUCCAGAGUGGACAGCUACAGCAGCUUCAGUUCAGUAAUAACCAGAGGAAGCUCAGCAAAGAAUUCCAGUGUGACACAGGAGGCAACUUGGCAGCAUCCUCCUGAGGAAGAUGAGCUGGAGCUUGACCACCCAGCUGUUUCUUCCCUUUUCCGGUUCUUGCAGAUACUAACGGCAUGCUUUGGCUCCUUUGCACAUGGUGGCAAUGAUGUCAGCAAUGCUAUCGGUCCCCUUGUGGCCCUCUGGCUUCUGUACGAGAGCGGUUCUGUUGCAUCCAAUGCACCAACUCCUAUCUGGCUACUUCUCUAUGGCGGAGUAGGAAUUUGCAUUGGACUCUGGGUAUGGGGCCGAAGGGUAAUUCAGACCAUGGGCAAGGAUCUUACCCCCAUUACACCUUCUAGUGGCUUCAGCAUUGAGUUGGCCUCCGCUCUAACAGUUGUUGUGGCGUCCAAUGUUGGGCUUCCUGUCAGCACAACACACUGCAAGGUGGGGUCCGUGGUGGUUGUAGGAUGGUUGCGCUCAAGAAAAUCAGUGGACUGGCAUUUGUUCAGGAACAUAUUUAUUGCCUGGUUUGUCACUGUUCCUGUCUCAGGUCUCAUCAGUGCUGCCAUCAUGGCUCUUUUCGUCCAUGUCAUUCUGUGAUCACAAUCUUCAGUCAGUAACUUCAAUCGAUAGCCAACAGUCUUUGUUGAUGAGAAUUUUUUUUAAUUUAACUUUAUGUAAUAAUAUGUUAUUUUUGUCAUGGACUGUAAUUGUGAAGUAAGCUAAAAAAAAAAAAAAAAAGAAGGUCAUAUGGAGCAUGAGGCAUGUAGUACUUCAUUUAAAAAAACGGAAUAAAGCCAUUUACAAUAGGACAAAACAUUUUGUAGCUUUAAUGGAAAAGGCUAACUUCUCUCAGCAACAUUAAAGCAACCUUUGGCUCAACAACAAACAUACGUGAUAUGAUAUGUUUUCAGUUAAUAAAAUUCAUCAUUAAAACAGG
This is a messenger RNA of Syngnathus typhle (broad-nosed pipefish), 2523 nucleotides long. It is a transcript of the gene slc20a1a, whose product is annotated as solute carrier family 20 member 1a. The coding region runs from base 303 to 2183 and encodes 626 amino acids. Gene Ontology annotation, biological process: phosphate ion transmembrane transport. The transcript has 11 exons. NCBI's taxonomy places the organism in Eukaryota, Metazoa, Chordata, Actinopteri, Syngnathiformes, Syngnathidae. The record is from RefSeq and is a predicted model, not a curated record. Gene Ontology annotation, cellular component: membrane. Gene Ontology annotation, molecular function: phosphate transmembrane transporter activity.